Messenger RNA from Macaca mulatta (Rhesus monkey), 1944 nucleotides. It is a transcript of the gene NHERF1, whose product is annotated as NHERF family PDZ scaffold protein 1. Lineage: Eukaryota; Metazoa; Chordata; Mammalia; Primates; Cercopithecidae. Gene Ontology annotation, cellular component: apical plasma membrane. The record is from RefSeq and is marked provisional. Gene Ontology annotation, molecular function: signaling receptor binding; protein-membrane adaptor activity. Gene Ontology annotation, biological process: protein localization to plasma membrane.
CGCGGCCCGCGGCGGCCGGCGGUUCCUGGGACACCUGCUCGCUUCGCCCGUCCGGCGGCUCAGGGCUUCCCCGCUGCGCUCCCGGUUUGCCGGACAGGAAGAAGGGCUGGGCCGUCCCGUCCCAUCCCCAACGGAACCCCAAGUCGCGCCGCUGACCCGUCGCAGGGCGAGAUGAGCGCGGACGCGGCGGCUGGGGCGCCCCUGCCCCGGCUCUGCUGCCUGGAGAAGGGUCCGAACGGCUACGGCUUCCACCUGCACGGGGAGAAGGGCAAGCUGGGCCAGUACAUCCGGCUGGUGGAGCCCGGCUCGCCGGCCGAGAAGGCGGGGCUGCUGGCGGGGGACCGGCUGGUGGAGGUGAACGGCGAAAAUGUGGAGAAGGAGACCCACCAGCAGGUGGUGAGCCGCAUCCGCGCAGCACUCAACGCCGUGCGCCUGCUGGUGGUCGACCCCGAGACGGACGAGCAGCUGCAGAAGCUUGGCGUCCAGGUCCGAGAGGAGCUGCUGCGCGCCCAGGAAACGCCGGGGCAGGCCGAGCCGGCGGCCGCCGCCGAGGCGCAGGGGGCUGGCAAUGAAAAUGAGCCUCGCGAGGCCGACAAGAGCCACCCGGAGCAGCGCAAGCUUCGGCCUCGGCUCUGUACCAUGAAGAAGGGCCCCAGUGGCUAUGGCUUCAACCUGCACAGUGACAAGUCCAAGCCAGGCCAGUUCAUCCGGUCAGUGGACCCAGACUCCCCAGCUGAAGCUUCAGGUCUCCGGGCCCAGGAUCGCAUUGUGGAGGUGAACGGGGUCUGCAUGGAGGGGAAGCAGCAUGGGGACGUGGUGUCCGCCAUCAGGGCUGGCGGGGACGAGACCAAGCUGCUUGUGGUGGACAGGGAAACUGACGAGUUCUUCAAGAAAUGCAAAGUGACCCCAUCUCAGGAGCACCUGAAUGGUCCCCUGCCUGAGCCCUUCACCAAUGGCGAGAUACAGAAGGAGAACAGUCGUGAAGCCUUGGCAGAGGCAGCCUCAGAGAGCCCCAGGCCAACCCUGGUGAGAUCCGCCUCCAGUGACACCAGCGAGGAGCUGAAUUCCCAAGACAGCCCCCCAAAACAGGACUCCACAGCGCCCUCGUCUACCUCCUCCUCCGACCCCAUCCUGGACUUCAACAUCUCCCUGGCCAUGGCCAAAGAGAGGGCCCACCAGAAGCGCAGCAGCAAACGGGCCCCGCAGAUGGACUGGAGCAAGAAAAACGAACUCUUCAGCAACCUCUGAGCGCCCUGCUGCCAGCCACCCGGUGACUGGCAGGGCCGAGCCAGCCUUCCACCCCACCUUUUUCCUUCUCCCCAGUUACUCCCCUGAAUCAACGUACAAAUCAGCACUCACAUGCCCUUUCUUGACAAAUGAUUUUUCUAGAGAACUAUGUUCUUCCCUUACCUUAGGGAAGGUGAAUGUGUUCCCGUCAUCCUGCAAUUAGAAAGGAGACUCUGCCUCCCUCCUCCUCACUGAGUGCCUCAUCCUACCAGGUGUCCCUUUGCCACUCUGCCUGGGAUAUCGCUGGGACCUGCACCAUGCCAGGAUCGUGGGACCAGGCGAGAGGGCACCUUUCCUUCCUCCCCCGUGUGAUAACUGGGUCCAGGGCUGAUCAUUGACUGCAGAACUGCCACUCUCAGUGGACAGGGCAUCCGUUAUCCUGAGAGCUGUGGCAGACACAUCUUGCUUUCAUUUGAUUUUUGUUGUUAAGAGUGCAGUAUUGCAGAGUCUAGAGGAAUUUUUGUUUCCUUGAUUAACAUGAUUUUCCUGGUUGUUGCAUCCAGGGCAUGGCAGUGGCCUCAGCCUUAAACUUUUGUUCCUACUCCCACCCUCAGAGAACUGGGCAGCACGGGGAGGGUUUGGCUACCCCUGCCCAUCCCUGAGCCAGGUACCACCAUUGUAAGGAAACACUUCAGAAAUUCAGCUGGUUCCUCCAAA